This is a messenger RNA of Ruditapes philippinarum (Manila clam), 1110 nucleotides long. RefSeq lists its product as uncharacterized. Bases 1 to 1110 code for a protein of 369 amino acids. Lineage: Eukaryota; Metazoa; Mollusca; Bivalvia; Venerida; Veneridae. The transcript has a single exon. Gene Ontology annotation, biological process: DNA integration. Gene Ontology annotation, molecular function: nucleic acid binding. The record is from RefSeq and is a predicted model, not a curated record.
AUGCCUCUUAUGGCUUCCGUUGCCUCGUUCAAGAGUUACAAAAUCAACACCUUUCAGUCAUAUUGGAUUGGAUUAUCUCGGACCAUUAUACAUAAGGGACAAUCAAACCAUAAAAAAGGUGUGGGUGUGCCUAUAUACAUGUAUGGUCACACGUGCAGUUCAUCUAGAAUGGUCAAAGACAUGACAACAAAUGCAUUUUUAAACAGUUUUCGGAGAUUCAUAGCAUGCAGAGGAAAACCACAAGAGGUCAUCAGUGACAAUGCGUUACAUUUUAAGCUGGCAAAACGUACAAUUGAGUUGCUAUGGAGUUCAAUUUUGAAAAGUGAUGAUGUUCAAACCUACAGUUCAUGUGAGGGUAUUAAAUGGAGGUUCAUUGUAGAAAUCGCUCCAUGGAUGGGCGGCUUCUAUGAAAGACUUGUUGGUUUAACUAAAAGAAGUUUACGUAAAUCUAUUGGAAAAAAGUUAUUGGACAGCGACCAGCUUAUAACUGUCAUAAAGGAAGUUGAAGCUAUUGUGAACUGUCGCCCUUUAGUUUAUGUUGGAGAAGAUAUAAACUCCAAUAUCACGCUGACACCUUCACACUUCAUAUGUUUAAACCCGAAUGCUGGGUUUUCUGAAAUUGAAAUAUCUUCAGAUGACCCCGAUUUUAAGGUGAUAGAAAGUUCAGAGGAUAAAUUGUUGGCAAUAUGGAAAAAAGGACAGCGGCUUUUAGAUUCCUUCUGGAAAAUAUGGAAAGACGAAUAUUUAUGUAGUCUUAGGGAAAGAACACAAACAAAUCUAAAACAAGGAAAACAUAAAGUUCAAUUCAAUCCAAAUGUAGGUGAUGUAGUGCUUAUCAAAGAUAAUACUAGUAGAGGUAGCUGGAGGCUAGGAAAAGUCAUUCAUCUGUAUGUUAGUUCCGAUGGUUGUGUUCGUUCUGCAGAUAUUGAAACUGCAUCCAAAAAAGUGCUUAAAAGACCUUUAAGCUUACUUUAUCCUAUUGAAACUUCAAAACUUCUUAUUCCAGAGACAGAGGAUAUAAGACCAAACGCAAAGAAAGAAACUGGUAUACGUCCCGAGAGAAAGGCAGCAAAUUUAGCGAAAUUACGCCUUAAAAAUCUUCUUAAGUAA